Molecule: messenger RNA, 1200 nt
Organism: Prunus mume (Japanese apricot)
Lineage: Eukaryota; Viridiplantae; Streptophyta; Magnoliopsida; Rosales; Rosaceae
Source: RefSeq, a predicted model, not a curated record
AUGGACCCGCACUAUGCUGCCCAGGAUGCUCUCUUGAAAGUUCAUAACAGAAUUGUAGAGGAAGAUCUUUUUGGUGGAGUUACAUUUGAUGAUGACAAUGAGAACAGUGUUGUCACCGCAAGGCUUCUAGUUCCAAACAAAAUGGAGUUGGAGAGUAUUGUAGAUCCUGUACAUCGUGAAACUAAAAAUCUGACAGAUCGUAUGACACCAAGGGCCCUAUUUACCACGAAGCACAAGGAAUUGGUGAAAGAGGGCGCAAAGUCAAUGAAAGAAACAGCAACUUCUUGUUUCAAAUGGAUAUAUGAAUUGAAACUGGUUCAUUUCCGAACCUAUGAAUUUCUAGAGUGCAUGUGUAAAGAGAUAAAAAAGAAACACCUUCACCAUUUGCAAGUUGCAUUAUUGCAUGAAGCAAUCUUCCGAGCUGUAGAACGAGGGCAUGUUGAGUUUAUCGAUCUUUUACGCAAAGCACAUCCAGAUAUCCUACGGAUCACUGAUGGAAGAGGAAGGAACAUAUUCCAGUAUGCCAUCGGAUCUCGUCAAGAAAAAGUCUACAACCUCAUAUACACGCUUGACAAAAAUGAAAGAAAUGCUACUAUAAAUUCUACAGAUAAGUUUAACAACGGUAUUCUACAUGCAGCAGGGAAUUUGUAUCUGCACCUUGAUAAAAUUCAAGGUGCAGCUUUGCAAAUGCAAAGAGAGCUACAAUGGUUCAAGGAGGUGGAGAGUAUUGUACCUCCCAACGUUCUUGAACUUACCAAUUCUACCAAUGGUCUGACAGCACAAGAACUAUUUAGCAAGAACCACAAAGAAUUGGUGAAGGAGGGAGAAAGAUCAAUGAAAGACACAGCAACUUUGUGUACAGUUGCCAGUGCUCUCAUUGUUACAAUGAUGUUUGCUGCAGCAUUUACAGUUCCUGGAGGAAUCCGAGGAGAUACAGGUUUUCCAAUGUUCUUGAGAAAACCAUUGUUUACAGUUUUUAUAAUUUCAGAUUCUGUAUCACUCUUUUCUUCCACAACUUCAGUCAUGAUAUUUCUGGGAAUCCUAACCUCACGUUAUGCAGAAAAAGAUUUCCUCAAAUCCUUGCCCACAAAAACGAUAUUAGGCCUUUCCACCCUUUUUUUCUCUAUCACGAGUAUGAUGAUUGCCUUUUUGGUUUAUGUGUUGCAAGCUGACGGACUUCCUUGCCCCCCGCAGUGCUAG